This is a messenger RNA of Durusdinium trenchii, 3270 nucleotides long. NCBI's taxonomy places the organism in Eukaryota, Dinophyceae, Suessiales, Symbiodiniaceae. The record is from the annotation of a GenBank genome assembly.
AUGCUUCGUCUCGUGACUUUUCUGGGCAUUUGGUCCUGGGCAGCCGCUGGCUUCUGUGCGUUCACGAGCGACGAGUCGACCCAGACAUGGCCGGCGGGCUGGCGUGAGGGGCUCCGAGCCUUGCAUGACCUCUUCGGCUGUGAGGGCUACAACCGGGGCGCCCGGCCCUCGCCGGGCACCGUCGCCGAGCUGCUGGCGGCGCUGGACAUGGAGGACGACGGCACCGAGGGCAGCAUCGAUCUGCAACGCUUGAAGAGGAGCUACCGUGAUCUCUCAGUGAAGCACCAUCCGGACAAGAGCUCUGACUCGGGCCGACGCUUUCAACAGCUCCGGGAUGCCUUUGAGAUCCUGGAAGAUCCUGUGAAGCUCUUGCUGUACGACACCGGUGGUUUGGAGCUUCUACGACGCUACGAGGCGCAUGCGGAGGAGGUGCCGCAAACCGAGAACUUGGAGAUCUCGCACCAGAUCAGCUUGGAGGAUGCCUACGCAGGAGGGAGCUACAAGUUGGAAUAUUCUCGCCAUGUGGUUUGCCUCUCCUGCCGCUUGCAGCCCCGCCUGCCGCGCUGUCGGCGGUGCCAAGCAUGCCCGGAUGAGAUCGAACAUCGGCAGGUUUGGGUGAACUCAUUUGAGUACUAUGUGAAAGAACUUCGAAAGCCAAGCCCCGAGCGCUGUCGUCGUGGCACCGAGUUCCUCCCCUUCGCCGUGGAGCGCGGCAGCUCCAGCGGCGACCGACUGCGCUUCGAGGGACGAGCGGAUCAGCUGCCAAGCCACGUACCUGGUGAUGUGCUGGUCACACUGCAGAUCAAGCCGCACCACGUGUUCAAGAAGGUGGGCGCCGAUUUGGUGAUCCAUCUUCGAAUCUCUUUGAUGGAGGCGCUUUUGGGCUUUCAGCGUGAGAUACAUCACUUAGAUGGACAUUUGGUCCAGGUCUCACUGCCCCGUGGCAGCGUGCUACAGCCAGAGGAGCUAUUGGUCGUGGAGGGCGAGGGGAUGCCAUUGCAUGAUGAUCCCUCCAGCUACGGCCGGCUUUUAGUACGCUUCACCAUUGACUUCCCAGAGACUUUGGCUGGAGAUGGCAGAGGACUUUGUGCCAAGCUCCGCAGCGAACGCUUUGGAGGAGGCUUUGAGGAUGGCUGGUUGAGGGAGUGGCUAGAGGUCCAAGGUGAAGAUGAUAUGGACCCUUGUGUCCAUCCCCGCGUCAUCUGCGACCACGGUCACGUGGUGUUGCUGAAUGGCUCGGCGCUGGGCUGGCGGACGCUGCCGGAGAGCAUUGGACACCUGCAAGGCUUGAGGCAGCUCUUCUUGCGCAACAACCACUUGAGCUCAUUGCCGGAAUCUUUCGGAAAUCUUACGGAAUUAGUGUUUUUGUACUUGGAGAACAACCACUUGAGCUCGCUGCCACACUCCUUGGGACAACUGAAGAGCUUAUGGCACCUCUACUUGCAAAACAACCAGUUGACUUCACUGCCGGAGUCUUUGGGCAACCUCCAGAGCUUGCUGGUGCUCUACUUGGAGAAGAACCAGUUGACUUCACUGCCAGAGUCUUUGGGCAACCUCACCAACUUGCUGCAGCUCUUUUUGCGGAGGAACCGGUUGAGUGGUUUACCGGGGACGCUGGGAAACCUACGAAGAUUGCAGUGCCUUCAUGUGCACGAGAACCGGUUGAGAUCUUUGCCCUCAUCCUUGGGCAAUCUUCAAGGCUUAGAGAGCCUCUUCUUGCAAGAGAAUCAGCUGACUUCACUGCCGGACUCUUUGAUCAAGUUGACGCAACUGAAGCGCCUCCACGCGCAGCACAAUGACUUGAGAUCAUUUCCAAAUACAUCAGGGACCCUUCUUCCUUGGCAAGUCGCUCUACUGCAGCACAACCGGAUGUCAAGUCUGGAGGCCCUUUGUGACCUACCUUACCUCACUACGCUCUACUUGCAUCACAACCAGCUUCGGAACGAGAUUCCUACGUGCAUUGGCAGCUUGGACGAUUUGCAAGUCCUUACACUCCACAGGAAUGCUUUGACGGGACCAAUUCCUCCUAGGUUGGCCCAGUUGCCUCGACUGAAAGUGCUGACUUUGCAUGGGAACCGUUUGAUGGGAUCCCUGCCAGCCACAUUUCACACAUCAGCACAGCUCCUGUUCUUCUCGGCCUUUUCCAAUGACUUCACUGGACAAGUGCCACCCAUGAAGCUUCAGGCUGGUUGCAUAGAUGAUGAGUCGUUUUGGAUGGAUGCACCAGUGAAGGGCACUUCGACAUCUUACACAGUUACGUGUGAUGUACUGGGAAGGCUGCUGAGUAUCGAGAGUCUGGAGCUGACAAAACGACAGUACCAGGAGAUUUUGGAUGCUUGUCCUCAGGUGCACCGCCGUUGCAAGGAUGCCCCUUCCAGAGGGCCCACGCUUCUGUUGCAGAGCAAUCGUUUGUCUUGCACUUUGCCGCUGCAAGUGGCUGCAGACAACUCAUCGGACUUGCGAUCGUUGAUGGUGGUGGGCAACAUGCUUGGCACUGAGUGGAUGGAUUUACCAAGAUGGGUCUCCAAAUCAGAAAGGCAACCCUUCUUGUACGUCUCACCUCUCAAGUUCUUGGGGCGUCCAAUUUCUGGCCUUCAAGGACUGUUCUUGAUUCUCAUUGGGCUUUUGACUCUAUUCCUGGCCUGCCUACGCUUCAGCCUCAGCUGCUUCAAUUGCAAGGAACUCAUGGAGACUAUGCGUGAGCAUCGGGAGGAUCAUCUGUGGCGCUCGCACCUGUUCCUGAUCCGACAGAUUUUAGUCUUGCUGCCAAUGGCCACCCUGCUUUUUUGGUGCUACACAUGGCAUGCGUCUUACUAUGAAUGUGGCAGGGAGCUCAGCAAAACGACCCUGGCAUACUUUGAAGGCGGUCAAAUGGCGGAACUAGCUCUCGCUUGUCUUUGGUCCAGCUGGAGCCUUCUUUGCCUCUACCAUGCGCGAAGGAUUCCUAAACCAGGUCGUCACCUCACGAGUUCCUCAUCAAGCCCGCUUGCGCCCAGCCGUGUCUGCGGACGAUGCCGGAGGAACCUUCUCCUGAAGUCUGCCUGGUGUGCACUUUGGUUCAUGCUUGUGGUGAUCCUCUCUUUGCCAUCCUUGGGUUACGCUUUCGUGCAGUCACUGCCCCGAGAGAACAGCUUCCAGAUGCAGAGCACCAGCGUCUUAAAGGCCGUCCAUGGCGGUGCUGCCCUGCUGAUGCUUCUCAUCGACGCGCGGAUCCAACUGGACGAUCAAAGCUCCUAUUUAGAUCAACCACCAUGUUCUGCUGGAUUUUAA